UUGACAAUUUGGGGGCAAUUUUCAUUAAUCUUUUGUUGUCAUUCCUACUAUUCUGAGACAUAAUUAUGUCUUACUAAAUUCGAUGUCAACCAACAAAGGGCAGUGAGAAAUCACGUGAUCGGAAGCCGACGGAAAAAAAGAUGGCGGUUCAUAAUGACUGAAAAAUUUAGAAGGUACUAUAUAUGAUGUAGUUGUCUGUUGACAAUGAGGCGUUUCUUAAAGAUAUUAGCCUUGUUGGCUGUAUCUGUACAGUUAACUAUUGCUGUUGAUAAGACAGUUGGUACCAAUGUUACCAUGCCAUGUUCACAAAUCCGUGGAGAAGAAAAAGUGAGUGGAACUAUGUGGUACAAGAAUGGCUCUAUUUAUGCCUCCUUAAGUCAAAACAAAGAUCUCACCUUUAAGAACGAUUCUCUGGAGAAAAAGAUCAGGAUAGAUAUUGAAAAUCGAAGUUUAACAAUCUUUAAUUUAACAACAGAAGAUUCAGCAAAUUAUACAUGUAAAGUGUAUGUUGAGAAACCUAGUAAGCUUACAGAAGAAAGGACUGUUACACAUGAAGUUUUUGUUACAGAUGUACCAAGUGCACCAGGUAUACCAAUUGUAGAAGAUAUAGAAGCUGAUCAAGCUACAGUCAAAUGGACACCUAGUCUAUUAGAUAAUAACAGACCUAUAACAGCUUAUAUAUUACACAUCAGUAAAUGUGAUCGUAAUGAUAAAUCAGAAAGAGAUAUAAUUGUAAGUAGUGCUGUAGUAACAUAUACCAUACGGGAACUUAAGCCAUAUACAUGUUAUCAUGUACAAGUUGCCUCCAAAAACAGUGUUGGACGUAGUGUUUUUAGUGCCACCAGUGAUGAUUUUACAACUUUAGCAGCAGCACCAUCAGCAGCACCAAAUAAUUUUACAGCUACUAGUCCUAAUAGUUCUGAGAUCAGACUACAGUGGGAUCAUCCUGAUAAAGAAGAUAUGAAUGGUCAACUGAAGGGAUAUAUAUUGGAGUACAAUAUAGAUAACUCAGCUGAACAAACACUUCGACUUGAAGAUCCAACUAAAACUAAAAUGGUAUUACAAGGACUAAAGCCGUUUACAUUUUAUGAAAUAUCUAUAAAAGCAUAUAAUGAGAUAUCCGAAGGACCUAGUCAAUCAACAGUUGCAAGAACAGCUGAAGGCGUGCCUUCAGCACCAAGAAUAACACAUCUUACAGGCAGAAUGUCGGAUUCCUUUCACGUUCAUUGGGAACCACCUAAAGAAAAGAAUGGUAAUUUAAUCAAAUAUGAACUUCAGUGGCGUCACAAUUCAACAUUACGUACCCGUAUCAUUCAAGGACACCUAGCUAACCCAAUGACAGCCUUUGUAACAAAUUUAGAUCCUUACACAGAAUAUAAAUUACGCGUAGCUGCUUUUACUGGCGGCGGUAAAGGACCUUUUAGUGAAGAAUAUCCAGCUUUAACUGAUCUUCGAGGGCCAUCAAAGCCUAUAAUACGUAAUUUGACAGUUUUAUCACCAAAUACCCUAUAUUUAGCCUGGGAUAAACCCAAAAUUUACUAUAAAAAGAUUGAUAAUUAUAUACUGCGCUGGAGUGAGAUUAAUGGUGAAAACGUACCAGAAGAUAAGUUAUUAGAUGGUGCUGUACAGGAAACAAUUUUAAAACUGCCAGAAAAUAAGAUGUAUAAAAUCAAUAUGGCUGGUAUUACACAGGGUAUCUUCUCUAAAAGCCAUUUUAUUGGUGAAUUCACUACACCACGAGAAUUUGUAAUGGGAGACCCCAAUGCACCAUUUAAUGCAGACAAUGAUGUGGCAUCUGCUGGUAUUAUAGCAGGCGUAAUAACAGCCAUUAUUGUUAUUCUUGUUAUUGUUCUUAUAAUUGUUAGCUACAGAUCAUUUCAGUGUAGAAAAUGCUAUCAAGCAGCAUAUUAUUAUUUAGCUGUUCCCAGUAAUUCUAGUUCAGCUCCACCUACAGUUAUAACAGUAGCAGAAACCUCAGAUGCAAAAGAUUAUCCUGAUAUUCUAACAGAAGAUUUUAUAUCACAUGUGGAAAAUCUUCAUGCUGAUAGUGAUUUUGGUUUCUCUCAAGAAUUUGAUGAUGUGAACAGAAAUACCAAAACUGAUUUUAAAUCGGACAGUUCAUCCCAACCAGAAAAUAAAGGAAAGAAUCGUUAUAUUAAUAUAGCUGCUUUUGAUCAUUCAAGAGUUAUAUUGAAAACUGAAUUAGGACGUAUACGGCAGUCAGAUUAUAUCAAUGCUAAUUAUAUAGAUGGCUAUAAGAAGCCUAAGGCAUAUAUUGCCACACAAGGUCCUUUACCGCAAUCAUUUGGUGAUUUCUGGAGAAUGAUAUGGGAACAGAAUACAUCAGUUAUUGUAAUGAUAACUAAUCUAAUGGAGAGAGGAAGAAGAAAAUGUGAUCAGUAUUGGCCAAAUGAUGGAUUAGAAUUAUAUGGCAAUAUGUCAGUAAAGAUUUUAAAUACAGUCCCACGAGCUCAUUAUACUAUUAGAAUCUUCUCUUUACGUAAUAUGAAGGUAAAGAAGAAGCACUCUGUAAAAGGUGUAGGAGAAAGAUUAGUAUAUCAGUAUCAUUAUACAGAAUGGCCUGAUCAUGGUGUACCUGAUUAUACACUACCACCUUUAACCUUUAUACAGAAAUCAGCUGAAGCUAACAGAGAAGGUGGUGGGCCUAUUGUUGUACACUGCAGUGCUGGUAUUGGUAGAACUGGUACAUAUAUAGUUAUAGAUAGUAUGAUCGCUCAACUUAAAGAUAAAGGAACUAUGAAUAUUCCUAGUUUUCUCCUUCACAUACGCAAACAACGAAAUUUCCUUGUUCAGACAGAGGAUCAGUAUAUGUUUAUACAUGAUGUAUUGGUAGAGUAUUUAUUAGGAGGAGGAGAAUAUACAGAAGUACAGGAGAAUAAUUUAAGUAAUUAUAUCAGUAAACUAACACAAGAUCAGGAGACUAGUAAUGGAACAACGACAAGUCUAGAAUCUCAACUAUCAAAACAAUAUCGGCUGACUACAUCCCAUAUUCCAUCAGAUGAGGAUAAAUCACAGUGUGUAAAGCCAUACAACUUGGAUAAGAAUCGUAAUCUAGACUUGGUACCUGUGAAUUUAAAGAGAGUGACAUUACCAGUACGACCUGGUAUCGAGGGUUCAGAUUAUAUUAAUGCUACUUAUCUACAGGGCUAUUAUAAAUCGAAUGAGUUCAUUAUAACACAACAUCCAUUAGAAUCGACGGUAGAAGAUUUUUGGCGUAUGGUAUGGGAUAGGAGUAGUCCGGUUAUAGUUGUUUUAUCACAAGUUGAUAAUGAGAAUUUUAAAGAGUUCUGGCCAGAGAGAGAUAAUUCAUUUGAGGUGACAAAUGUUUUUAAACUAGCUUUACGAGAAGAGGACCAAGAAUAUCAAGAUAAUACCCGUGAUUUUAUACUAGAAUCCACACAGUAUGAUUAUACAUUUAUGACAAAAUUGUUAACAACCCAAGAUGCUGUGUGGCCAGAUUCAUGCACAUCAUUACAUAAUGUGUUUGAUCUGAUACAAACAGCUCAGAAACUACAACAAGACAAUGAUAUAGGUCCAGUUAUAGUUUUAGAUGGUAAUGGUGGUGUACAAGCCAGUAAAUUCUGUGCUCUAUGGACAUUAUUUAAUCAGCUUACUAAUGAUCAUGUUAUUGAUGUUUACCAACUUGCCAAACUUUAUCAUCUUAAACGACCAGGAAUUAUUGGCUCUCAGGAAGAUUAUGUUUUCCUGUAUAAAGCUAUAGAGAGUUUGUCUCUACAUUAUUUAGAAGAAAAGGAAUCUGUUUCCUCUUCACCGCGACAUCAUAACUCACAUUAUGGUUCAAUGAGAAAAAAUGGAACAUUACCACAUAACAAUACCAAUAACACACUAAAUAAAAAUGAGACGGUUAUUUGAGUACUGGAACAAUUUUUAUAUACCGGUACAAGUUAUAGUUACCCGCUUCCUAUUAUGGUGAAAUGGACCGAAAUAUUCCAGUUUUUACGCUGAUAGUUGAUCAUAUCUUCAGCAUUUUUUUAAAUUGUAAUUGAUUUUUCUGUAAUGUAAAAUUCGUACUGCUACUGAUCGUCUUAUUCCAGAAGGAUUGAUCAAAAUACACAAAAAGUGGCUUCCUGUUUUCACCAAUAAUUUUGGACUAUGUUUUGUACAGUUGCUAUUUAUUAACAUUUAUACUAAGUGGUAAUUUGCUUGUUGUGUGACAUAGGAAUAUACUCCAGGAUUGAGUCCAUUUUGGUUCUUUGCUAGUGCAACUUUUUUCCUUAUGCUGAGAUGGACAAAUACAGAAUAUGCCCUAUUGGAAAUGGAUGUAGACAUCGUUCGAUUAUCAAAGAGACAAUGAUUAUGUGGUUUCAAAGGAUGUCGUUUAUGAUUUAAUUACACACGCACACCAUUGAGUGUGUAUUUUUCCGCUUAAACUACAUGGAUGUUUUUUCUUAUACUUAGCUUUUAUAUAUCAUACAAAGGUGCUGACAUUUCUUCUUGUAUUUUGCUGACUAGCAUUCAAGUUUUUUUUAAAAUUUUGCCUGUUUGUUUUUUAUGUAACAAAUGAGAUAAUCAAAGUGAUGUUUUAAUUGUAGAAUCUGUUGUAUAGUGUAAUUUAUAAACUAGAUGACCUGUAUAUUAUGUUGUGUGUCGUGAAUCUCUUGAUUUAAAUAGCAUAAUAAACAAUUCAGAAGAUAGUUCUUUAAUACCUGGAUGUAUAUAUUCAAUAUCUUCAAUUUCUAAUUCUUUUUCAAAGCUUUUUCACAUUACAAAUGCCUUUUAUAAAAACAGGAUUUUGUACUUUUCAUGGUGAUACUUUGAUGAAGCCUUAACUGAUUUGAUAUUGUGUUAUGCUAAGAAAUUAGUAGCAUUUAUUCUAUUAUAAAUUCAUUCAUUUGUACAUUAAUAUCUUUUCUACUUGAAUAUAUGAAACAGUUUUCUAAUUAACUUACAUUUUUCACCCAAAAAUUUUAUUGCAUUGCUCUUUUCUCCAAAAAUAUUUAAAGACUUUAUUCAACUAUAUAAUGUAUUAAUGUUCCUGACAAUGACUGAUAAGUAAGUAAACAAAAAUAAUGUAUAUUCUUCUAAUAAAUGUUUAAUAUAGGUAUCAGCUACAUGUCUUUGGUAAUCUACAUUACCCUUUUCGAAUUUCAAUUUGAGUUUAAAAUCUGUUAUUCAAAACCAGAGAUACAUACAUACAUUGAUAAAAAAAUAAGAUGACCUAAUACAGAAUCUUCAAUAAUAUACAUGUAGAACCAAAAUCUGAUCAUAUACGUUGCAUGCAGAACAUCUUGGAUUUCUAUGGUAUAAUUUUAAAUAAAUGAUAUUUAAAUGUGCGCUGCCUUUCUCUACUACCUUUUUAUUUUUCCAGCAUUCUACUAUUCUUUUGGUAUUGAAAAAGGUAUAUAAUUUGUUUUAUACAUGAAUGGCUGGUCCAAAAAUGAAAAUAGUAAUCAUUAAUUGUUAUGAUAUUUAUGUUUAUUAUUUUAUUAGUAAUAAUCUUAUUUGCUAGCCCACAAGAAAUCCGCUUUUACUUAGAAACUAUUUUAUAUUGGCAAUUUGAAAUGAUUUGAAUAUGUAUGUAUUAUAUAGACUUCCAGAUGAUACUGACCAAUGACUUAUGUAUAUUAUAUAUAUUUUGUAGUAUUGUUUAGUUUGUAAUAUUUAAAACAGGUUGUGUAUUAUUUUUGUUUAUGUUAUUUUGGUAUAAUUCUAUUUUAUCUAACAAUAACCUGCUUUACUUUAUUAUUUGAAGUUAAUCUUAAAUCUUUGAAAACAUUUCAGAAUUAUAUACUCUUGUCUUGUGUAUAUAAUUAUCACAGUUAUCAAAUAUGCAUUAAUUUUAAAAGUUUUGAAAUCAAUUAAUAGCCUUUAUUGACAGUGAAUAAUUUUUAUAAGUAAGUUGUAUGUAGAAGUAAAGUUUAAGUGAGUGUUAGAUGAAUAGGUUAUAAUCUAUAUAUAACAAGCUGUUGAUGACAUCACUUGUUAUGUUUACGUUGUUUUAAAACCCGUACAUCAUUUUGUUUAUAAAUAUUAUCAUUAUACCAAGUACGUAUUAUUGUCAUUGAUAUAUUUAUCAACAUAUUUCUCUACUUAUCAAUUAUGAUACCUAUGCCUUUCAAUACAUCUUUUUCUACAUCAUUGGAAGAUUUAUUGAAAUUGUGAAAUUCUAUACACUUUUUGGUUUAGUACAUAAAAUACUGUAAAGCAAGAAAUGAAUGUAAGCAAGAAAUUAAUGUGUUAAAUGUAAGCUACACCUUAUUGUUCUAAACUAAAAGUGUGGAGGAUGGUUAUCAUGUUAUCGGCAAUAAAUUAUCAGAUAAUGGGUGUCUUACUUAUUUGAUUAACUUUCAAGCAGCCACCAAAUUGUAAUGUUAGAAAAUAGGAUAUAGCUGGUCACAUUGAUUUCAUUGAGACAUUGGUGUCUGGUUUUAUAGUACUUCUAGAAAUUAUCAAAAAUCUUUUGAAAAAAAAAAAGAACACCAUUAUUUGUCUUCACAGAAAUAAAAUUGUAUAUUUUUGUUGACUUUUAGGAAGGAUGGUGAUAUUGUUGAUCUGAUUGUAAAAGAUAGGUUGAUAAAUAUAUCUAGUGAUAAACAGUGAAAUAAGUUAGAAGUAUGUAUAAAAAUCAUAAGUUUUCAGGGCUCAGCUUUAUUUACUAUUGUUGUAUAUGUGUAUCUAGUCGUAACUUGUAUAUAAAUUACUCAUAUUGUACAAUUACUGCUUUAACAUCAUUUUAAAUCAACCCUUUUCUUAUUAUUUGUACAUAUUUUGUUGUUCUCUUUUUUUCUUUUUGUAUUUUAAUGAAAUAUUUGUCAUUUGUGUAGUCAAUGUUAUUGUGGUGUUUUUUGAUAUUUUACAAGUUUUCAUAAUCGUUUGGUUGUUCUUCUCUCUUAAUUCAAUAUAAAGGUUGUAAUAUUUUAAUUUCUUGUACUAUAACUUUAUAAAAGUUUCAAUACGUAAAAGAUUAUUUUCAAUCUAAAUUUUCAUAAAGUAACACAUACUUAUGGAAAACAGCUACUGAUUUAUUUAGGCAACGUUUCGAAGAGUAUUCUUUCAACAUUAUCAAGAAUACUCUUUGAAAUGUCGCAUAAAUACAUCAGUAGCUGUUUUCUAUAAGUAUUUGUUAUAAUUUAUUUAUCUAUCCAGUUGCUAAAUGCCCCUAAAAGAAUACUAAAUUUUCAUGUAUUGUUACAGUACGUAUCAUCUUCUGUUGGUAGUGAACAAUGCUUCUAUGUUUUUCUCAGCAAGAUUACAUAAUGAAAUGAGAAAUUGAUUUAAGAAAGUAAAUAUAAAUACAUGAUGUACAUGAUUUGAUUAAUACAAAUAGGAUCACCUGGAUUUAAAGAGGUUUUAUCAAUCUCUUACCAAGACAGAAAUUUAAUAGACUUCACGCUGCUAAUGCAUCUUUAAGAUUAAGAGCACUCAUCAACUAUUCAUUUGUAAACUUGCUGACAGAGACUGGUAUAAGAAUUGUGUAGGAACUAAGUAAGUUGAACCAAAGUGUCGAGUUUAUAACUUUAAGAAUAUAUACUACACUUUUUUUAUAUUCUUAGUUGCCAAAUAUAUUUAUUACAGGGUUAUGUCAAAUUUUAGAAGUAAUACUAUGUAAUUUAUCUUCCUAGGUUCAUUCUUAAAACUUUUAUCCCCCAAAUUUUAAUGUGCUCAUGAUAAGCCAUAUUUUGGCUUUUUAUAUGUACUAAUAGUGAGAUGACAUUUGUUGCUUUCUGUUUGCUCAAAAGAAUAACUUAUAUCCAAACCAUUUUUAUGUGUAUGUUUUCUAUUUUUGUGAAUGUCAAUUAUUAUGUAUGCUUUAUAAACUGUACAUGGAAAUCAUCAUAAUAUCAUCUUUGUUAUUAUCAUUCAUACUUUUUACUUUGUUCACUUUACAUAAUGUGCUUCAUAUUAAUGUCUUUAUCAUAUUAACAAGAAUAUUCAGCUUUCCAUAGUAAACUCAAUCAUUUUGAAUAUGCUUAGAGACAAAGCUCAAAAGUUUGAUUAUUGAUCAAUUGUCUAUAGGGCAACAUAUUGGUAUAUAGCUAUACACAUGUAUACAUACUUAAUCUGUGUUACAUGUAAAACUACAGUAGUAGUGUCAGUCCUCUUUACAUCCGUCUUAAAUGUUAUUAUGCCAGCUAGACAAUCUUUUUAUUUUAUAUUUAAAGAGCACAUUAAGACUGUGAGGAGCAAUGUUUAAUUAUAUUUGGCACCAUCUAGCCCAUAGUAAAACCAUUCGAUUUAUAAUAGAUGUGAUCUAAACAAAUAAUUUUUUUCCGGUACAGAACCUGUAAUUGAUCAUUUAUACCCCAAUACCUUACCAUAGUUAAAUAGCAAGAGUUGGGUAAUCAGCAGUUAACUUUAAAAUGACACUCUUCUCAUUGGCUGUAUUAGUUUGUUUUGUUGGAUGACAAUUUGACCUAAUCUUUCAAAAGGGAAUUUUAAUUCAACACUUUAUUUGACCAAAAUCAAAGAGGUUUAGCAUCAGGGAGAGCAUUUGCACUUUUAAAACUUGUUUUAGAGACUGGUUAUUGAUCAAAUUUCAGGAAUAUUGAGUUACCACCUACGGUUUAAAAGAUAUGUAAAUGUGGUAUAGAAAUAGCUAGUUCGCUUUUGAUUGAAAAGAUUGCAAACAAGUUGGCCAACAAGUUGGCCAGCAAGGUUACAGAUGAACCUUUUCAAGUUGUGCAUCAGUUAAACAUAUAUUUAGAAUGAACAAAUAAAAAAAAUAUAGAGCUAUUGCCCCCCACCUCGAAAUCCUAGGAGAGGCAUUUUACAAGAAUAUUAACUUAAGCAGGAAUUGUACAUUUGUGAAGUUAAAUGGUUGGGUGUAAGUUAGAUUAGAUGAUUAAUAAAAUAUUCAUGAAUCAAUAUGGUGUUAACAUCAAACUCUUGUUGGUAAGUUCCAGUUAAUUUAAUAUUAUUUAUUUAGUAAUCAACUAUAUUGCAGACCUGUCAUCAAUAAUAUAUAAAGUUAUCUAAUUGUGCUAAAUUUUAAAAAUAAAAAAAGAACUUUCAUAUUCAUAAUUUGAACAUUGAUUAGAGUAUUAUAGUUCUAUUUUAAAUGAUAAAUGAAAGAAUGUGUAGAUAUAUAAUGAGAUACUGUGUACUCUUAAUUCUAACAUAUCAGAUUGCUCAUAGUACUAAUGUAACCAUCCUGUCCCGUUAUUAUCUAUUAUAUAUAUAUAUCAGUAUUGUUAUAUAUUAUCAGUAUAUAUACACAUAUUAUAUAGUAUACAUGUUUCUACCACAUGCAUGAAAUUAUAUCUUGUGUAUAUUUUACAUACAUUGCCAAGUCUUGAAUGUAAUUGUGUAAUAAAGCAUUGUCUGUCUUGCCUAUGUGGGCUCAGAAA
Patella vulgata (common limpet) is the source of this 9329-nucleotide messenger RNA. Its product is annotated as tyrosine-protein phosphatase 99A. The transcript is spliced from 27 exons. The coding region runs from base 205 to 3894 and encodes 1229 amino acids. Gene Ontology annotation, biological process: protein dephosphorylation. The record is from RefSeq and is a predicted model, not a curated record. Lineage: Eukaryota; Metazoa; Mollusca; Gastropoda; Patellidae. Gene Ontology annotation, molecular function: protein binding; protein tyrosine phosphatase activity.